ACCUGAUCCAGUGUUUCCAGGAUUUUCAGGGCCGAUGAUGGAAGCAGAACCAAGAGCUUGUUCUGACCAGACUGUGGUCAUCCUUCAUGCCAAGGUGGCUCAGAAAUCCUACGGCAAUGAGAAAAGGUUCUUCUGUCCUCCACCCUGUGUGUACAUCAGCGGUCCUGGCUGGAGGACCACUCAGGAUCAUCUCAAAGCUGCAGGUUUUGGGGAAUCCGUCUACCGUCUGUACGGAUACAUGUGUCUGGACUCGUCUUCUCACUCCCAGGCCGACGCCUUCAAACUCCUCUUUGAGGAACAGAGCGGCUCAAAG
This is a messenger RNA of Cynoglossus semilaevis (tongue sole), 313 nucleotides long. RefSeq names its product recombining binding protein suppressor of hairless-like protein. Lineage: Eukaryota; Metazoa; Chordata; Actinopteri; Pleuronectiformes; Cynoglossidae. The transcript has 3 exons. The record is from RefSeq and is a predicted model, not a curated record. Gene Ontology annotation, biological process: regulation of transcription by RNA polymerase II. Gene Ontology annotation, cellular component: nucleus. Gene Ontology annotation, molecular function: DNA-binding transcription activator activity, RNA polymerase II-specific; DNA binding. The annotation marks the transcript as partial.